Caenorhabditis auriculariae is the source of this 12352-nucleotide messenger RNA. The record is from the annotation of a GenBank genome assembly. Lineage: Eukaryota; Metazoa; Nematoda; Chromadorea; Rhabditida; Rhabditidae.
AUGACGCGUUUGGUUCUGACGCCGCCAGAAAGUCGUAGGGUUUCCACGGCGUCUUCCACCAACGAUUCGUCUUCCCUCGUACUCCUCUCCGGAGUUUCCGCGCCGCGGGUCUGUUCAUAGGUUGCGCGGUAGUAAAGGCAUGUUGUCAGUAGUUUUUUCUUUAACACUAAGAAUAACUGCCGAGAUAAACGCGAGACACUGGCGGUACAUUGACGAGCUCGCAAACAUCUCGCUUUUUUUCUCGCGCCGGUCUCGCAUUUUUCUGGGCGCCAGCUCGCACUUUUCUAGGCGCGAGCUCGCAUUUCUCUCGCAAUUUGAAAAUUUCCGAAAUGCAAGAUAAAUGCGAGAUGGCGCCGAGAAAAAUGCGAGGUCGCGCCGAGAGAAAUGCGGGAUCGCGCCUAGAAAAAAGCGAAAUUUUUGCGAGUUAGUCAAUGUACCGCCACCGAGCUCGCGUUUAUCUCGUCAGUUAUUCUUAGUGAAUUUAUUUUAAAUCGAAUUCAAAUAAUUAGUUCAAAUUUCAAUUUAUGGAUACUGGCAAAGUACUCAACUGUUAUCAUAUGAAAAAUUUCAUCUGUCGGAUAUAUUAAAUGAAGCUCACAUACUGAAAAUGUUCAUAAGAACUCAUUCCUUUUUUUUCCAACCUCAAGAACAUCGUACAAGCUCAGUUUCAAAUGAGAAGUCCCAAAAUCUUUUUGAGCACACGAUUCUUGGACUUAUUAGAAUUCUAGCAGUUUCAAUUUAGCUUUAAACGUUUUUACAGUUAAAAAAGCAAAAUUAUAGUUCACGAAAAUCUACGUGUUUUUUUCCUAUUUCAUAAUUCGUUAUUAGCUUUUAUGCUUCUUUAUAUUUAUCUGUUUUUUUUUUGUAUUUUUUUCAAAACUUCUAUGCUUUUCAGCGCGUAGGCUCAUGAUGGAGAAUCCGUACACAUGCGGUACGGAACUCGACGAACUGAGUCCAGAUGAUUCAAUAAUAGACUAUUCUUCAUUUUGCGACGACAACUUCGUUUUAAUCAUCUUACUCACUUCAAACGGUUCUUUCCAUUUUUUUUUUUCAAUGUCUCAUUUUUGCACAAUUUAAGGUGAGGCACAAUCUUACUUCGAAAAUGGGAGGGAAAAGCCGAGGAAAUGCGUGGUCAACGUUAGAGCCGCUUGUUCCACCGGCGCAGAUCCCGUCAGAGUUUGUAUAGGUUUGUUUUUCCGCGUAUUCGCUGUCUUUUGGCUGCUCUGGACUUGCACUGACUUUGGAGUUGUGUCAAGGACGAAAUAAUAUUUUUGAAGGAAGUCAAGCGGCUUUCGUGUUAUUCGGCCUUUCCGACGGCAACCUACUUGUCAUGCCCAUCAAAACGCUGAUAGUAAGUUCCACAGGCCUUUUGAUGAACGGGGGAACCAAAAUAAGUGCUCAUUGAGUUGGGUUAGCCUAUUAGAUGUCACUUCCAGCCUCAAGAAAAAAAAAAUGAAUCGAGCAGGUGUCGCGUUGCGGCUCAAAUGAAUUACGAGCUUCCUUCUUUUUCUGCUUUAUACAUGUCGGUAGAUUUGCAGGGAUUUUUUCUUUUUUUGCGCGUCAAUAAUCCAUCAUGCGUCUUGUAGUUGUUGUCUCUACGAAGUCACAUGUUAACAGAAACAAAGAAAAACACGGAGGAUUUUUAUUGACUUCCCCAACCACUUGAGGGUGGAUUUUUCGGCUCUUGUUUGAUCGUGCUCAUUUGGCCACUAGAACUUCUUUUAAAGAUUCGAAAUUUAGAAAAAUUGGAGGAAUUUCUCUACCGAAAAACAUGAUUAUUCUAGAUUACUGGAGACCUAUGUUUUAUCAUCAAAUUGAAGUCAAACUUGGUUUAGACUCGAUGGUGGGAGUUGUGGAGAGAAGAAUCGUAUAAAUUCGGAAACACUUAUUUUUUGAAAAAGGAAGGAAAGUUUUGUCACUAGAAAAAAGUUUACACGUUAAGUUUAUGGUUUUUUGAAGAGAUUCGAACAAAUUUAAAAAGGGCUCAAUUGUGGAAGUAAAACAGGAUCUGCAGGACGUGACAUGGGGCGGCUCCUCGUGGAGCUCGACGUCAGUGAUCGACCUCGCCCUUCCUUCGGUGGACCCUUGUCUAGCCUUUCCGACUUCAAUCCAGUGCUUCGUAUCGAACUUCCCUCCGAGAACACUUGCUGUCGUUUCCAACAAGGUGAUUAUCAGCGUUGUCGGAAACUUAUUCAGGAUUAUCUGGAAGGAUAAACGGCGGUAUGAAAACAAAACCAGCGAAAUUUUGAACGGCGACUUUUCCGAUUAUUUCAUAUCGCUAGGGAACUUUGCGGCGAAUUCCUUUACGACUUUUUCCCUUAUUUUUUUCGGUUUGUAAAAAAAUAUCAUGAAUAAAUUACCUGCUUUAUAUAGGAAGAUUCCUAACGAAGAGAUUAUCGAAAAAAAAAACCGGAAAAGGAUUUGUCGGAAAGUUCCCUAGUGAUAUGAAAAAAUCGGAAAAGUCGCCGUUUGAAUUUUCUCUGGUCUUUUUCCUGUACCACCGAAUAAAAUUUUUGACUCAUUAAUCGAAACACCUACAGAUUUUUUUUAGAGUGUUCAUUCUUCUAAAUAAACUCCCACCAUUUAUAAUUUCAGCAAUCCCCAUUGUACUCACCUGCGAAAAACUCAUUGAGACUAGUUUUAGGCUGGUAACAUCCUCAUCGUGGAUCUUCUCCUCAGACGCUGCACGGCAGAGUUGAGAGCGCCUCAGAGUGUCCAUCGCAUGGAAAUGUUCACCGAUGAAAACUCCAUCGAAUUGCUCGUACUUAAUGUAUCUAACUACUCGAUGAAAAGCCCGACUCUAGGUAACUGGCUUCACUGGAGCGCAGUGGAUCAUCCCGCUCGAACGCAACGGCCGCGGAAUGUCUGAAAUCUUGACAACUUGCGUUCCGGCCGAUCUUCAGCAGGUUUCUUUUCGAUGUCGUUAUAGAAUUGAAAUCACUCAAAGUUUUCUCAAAUUAAUAAUAUUUCAAGAUAUUGGGUGGUUUAUUUCGAGAUCAAUGCGAGGUGAGUGAAGCAUUCUGCUCUAUGGUUUCCUUUUUAUUAGCUUUUUAUUCUUCCUACUUCUCUAGCUAUCAAAAAAAGAUCUCUCUUCUAAAAAUUUUGUUUCUUCCAUAAGAUUCAGAUAAUCUUACUUCGUUGAUUGAUAGUUUUGAAAAUGUCAUUUUUUGAACGCUUAACUCAUCUUUUUUCUUCUAUGAUUCACAAUGAGAACGGCUUUGAAAGUUUGACGGCUUCUCUUUCAAAAUAAGACAAUUCUUAUACAACCUCUUGGCUGUUUGCUUUCCGUGUAGUUGUGAAGUACGAAUGGAAAUGUGGAGCUUGUGAAAUCGAUAUCUUGAUUAAAGGCAUAGGGGCUGUAAAAAAUGGGGUUUCAGGUGAAAGCAGUAUCUUAUAUAGUUUUUCUUUGCGAAUCGAAUGGUGUACUCAAAAAAAUUACAGAUGUGACAAUUUUAGAAGAAAAACGCGAUUUUACUUUCCCGCCUUCAAUUUAGAAAAAAGCUUUGGAUCGGCCUGCGGACAACUGUUUACAGUAGCCGUGCACGCGAUGUUGCAGACGUCUCAUUAGACUCGCAAUUUAUAAGAAAUAACCGGAUAUCUCUUCAAAUUAAGGGUUUUUUCUCUGAAAAAUCGAUUAAGAAAACAGAAAACAUACAUUGAUAAUAAAGAAAACACAAAUAAUCGCUAUCCCAAUCGAAACCUGUGUAAAAUCAUCAUUUUUCACCAGAAACGCUUUUUUGCGAUCAAAAUUUGCAAAUUAUACAUGAAUAGAAAGCUUUUGUGACGAAAAGAACUUUGGUGACAACAGAAAAAAUUGAAAACUAAAAGAAACGAAGAAAAAAAGCGAAAGUGAAGGAACUUCUGUACGUUUUCAAGUUCACCGUUCGAUUUGCGAUGAAAAGCUCUAUAAAUUACUGCUUUGAACUGAAACACCGUUUUUUACUGCCCCCUAUGCCUUUAAAAAAGAAACUUCACUAAGUCAGGCUUUGAGAAUCGCUGGAAAAUUUCUCGUUUUUUUUUUAAAGUAUUUGGCUUUGACCAAGAAAUUUUGCUGAUUUUCAUUAUUUUCUGAAAACGUGAUUUCUCAAAGUUUGCACCGUAAUAAGAUCUAGAAGAACAGUUACUUGUCAGAAGCUUUUAGGUGUCAUUCCGUCAAAGGAAAGUUAGGACAAACCCUUUUUGAUUAUAGUGUGAUCCAAUGAGCUUCUGAGCAAAUUUCCAACAAUUUAUGAAGUCUGACAGUAGAAAUUUCUUGUGAGCUGUUUCAUGGAAAGCUCUUAGUUCAGUUGUAUUGAUUUUCAUUUAGAUUUUUAUUCUUUAUAGUGCCGGAGUUUUAUUUCAGUUGGAACCUGUGACUUGCCAACUUUUCUCUUUUGAUAAAAACGUUUUGGCGUUGGAUUCGGACUCGUGGACCGUUGAAAUUUACAGCACGAUCAAUAGCGUCGCUCACUCGACCAAAAAGAGAUACAAAGUUAGUUUUCAUCGAACUGUGGAAGAUUAAUUUUCUGUUUCAGGUUCCAGACAACACCUGGAUGGUGCACUUCACAGACAACGUUAUUUUUGCAAUUGGGAACGACGGACAACUCAGAAGUUCUGUGCACAUGGGGGUUCGUUCCUCCUUUUUGAAAUGUUCGGUUAUUGAAAGAGCUACUGAUAAAAAAGAAGCUUGGAUAUUCGAAUCCAUUCUCCUCCAGAAGAACACGCUUAUGUGCGACUCCGACUUAUCAUUAGACUCACAGAAAACCCUUCACAAGAAGUCAAUGUCAUCUCAAACCUCUUUUCUAAAUAUAACUCAACGUCUUCAGUACAACUCCAAGACAAAAAUCGAGGAUUCAUUAUUGAAGGUGGCGAACGCGCGACUGGAGUACUCGCUGGUGAAGAACUCGGCCGAGUGGCGGCCUCUGGGAAUGGUGACGAUGCCGAGACGUUCAGGUCGUCUCCCAGGCGUUUUCCUCGUCAACGAGCGCGGCCUCGUUCGCAUCCAACAUAACUCUAUCAGGUCCGAAAUAUUCUUUUUUCUCAUUAUCACAGCUGUUCAUUGGUCUUUUCGUUUUGCAGUAACUCGAAACUUCCUCUCUCUUGUUUUCUUUUUUCUCUCUUUUCUCCUGCAAAGUUACUUUAGUUGGACCUUUUGCCGAUCCCAUUUUUUCGAAGAGGCCAGUUGUCGGUGUAUUUGAUUGACCGAUAUGUUGGGUCGUUUGGGGGCAAGCAGCGAAUCAUUUCGUCCUUUGCAAAAUUGACUUCACGAAAUUAGUUUGGUCACUGCUGUUUUAAAUCACAGAAAAAAAUUUGAUUUUCUAGGAAAAUAGUACUGAUUUGAAAAGAAAAAAAAAACGAAAAGUAAAACUCAAAGCUUUUUUUCAUAGUUUAUAUGAAUUCGAUGAUAGCUGUGAAGGAUUUUUCGCGGGCAAUUAAAAAGAACGAAAUUUUGAAGUAAUGUGGACUCUAGAGAACUUAAAAGAAUUUGAGCUUCCGACUAGACUUAUUAUCCGUAUAGAGUCAGAUUUUUUGAAUAUGAUUUGUUGUUUUUUAUUUUAGAAAAUUUCCGCGUUAGAAAUCGAAAUAAUAUGUCCAGACUUAUGAUCAGCUACUUUCUUCGAGUUAUUCUGAUUUGAAAGCGGUGAGCGUUUACUUUUCACUAAUUUGCUGGGAAUCGCUCACUAGGACGAAUCCGCUUUGAGAAGCAUAAUCCUCUGAAACGAAGCUGCGACUUUGCGCAUCAAUGACAUGCGAGAAGUUUUUAUGAGUAGCGGAAAUGUGGAAGGAAGUGCGAGGAGAUAUUUUUAUGAGACGAUCGUCUUCUACCACUGGACACGAUGAAGAUCGAGUAGGCAUCAUUUUCUUGCGCUUUGUUUGUUUACGCGACCCUUCGCACGCUUAAGCCGUUCACUCGAUUCCCCAAUGUCUCGUGUGUCAUUUUACAUAUCUCAUCAGCUGAUUUUGUAGGAAAAUAAUUUACAAGAUUCGCCUACAAUCUCAUGGUUACAUAUUUUUUCUUUGAUAACGUUUAUGUUGUUUUUUUAAUGGCAGAUUGACUUGUUUCCUAUCACAUGUGGAAUGCAAAUUGACGUCCAUCAAGCUCCGUUUUAAUUGUGAGGCCCUCAAAAAAUUGAAUUUUUUGUAGCAUAACUCUCACUUAACUUUGAUGUUUUGAUAUUGAUGACAAAAACUUUCCCCAGUCUAAAUUCUCCAAGUUACAGAAGAUUUUCUUCCCAUAAUUUGUUUGCUCCAACUUGGAAUCCGACAAUCGCACAUGGAUUGGUUUGAAUCUUAACCUCUGACUCUCAGGUUGAAGAAAAAUAAGAGAACAAAGAUCAUCAAGAUGAAAAUAAUCUCGAAACACCCUUCUUGCGAUAUACUGUGAAAAGCUCAGCGCCAUUCUGCACUUUAUUGCUGUUGAAUAUUUCAAAAAAAGACUAGCCAUGUUGGCGUACUUUUUGAAAGUGCGAGAGUCAAUCUAUCUAAUGCGGUGACCCUCUGGGGCAAGUGAGAUCUGUGUGGAGCUCGAGAACGGCGGCGAGCAGACGAACAGCUGUUUGCUGGCAGCUCAAGCUCUCUCCUAGGCUUUUCGGCUCUUUCUUUUCGCCCUCCGUCUUUUUCCUCAUUCAUCCUGUCAGUUGUGAUUUACCUCGUCAGGCCUGAUGAUAUCGUCUCCCAGAACUUUAUUUUCGCUCUCAUAUAUUAGAUCGAUUUCAGCUCGCUCAAGUCGGUGGCCGCCGAAUUCCUAUUCCGUUUGGCGCCGUUCUCCUCCAAGUACAUUGUCGAGGUGGCCGACGCAUGUCGCAUCGACGCGGCCGAUCUUCAGGUCAAUCUUCAUUCAAAACAAAAAAUAGUUCAAUAUCACAUUUUUACAUAGUAUUCGAACGUUUUAAAAAGGAGGAAUCUGCAUCUAAAUAUGAAUUUUCUAAUAAAUAUUGGAUUGUAUUUUCUUUCAGAGAUCUCUAAUUUCUACCAUUUUGGACUCGAGGCGCAGACGGCGACUUUCGCGACAGGAUAUUUCUCGCCUCGUCACCAUCUCUAAAGCUAUCAAUGUUCUUCAAAUAUGGUCCCAUUCUCAUUAAUUUCCGUGUUUCAGACGAGUAUGACGCAGCUUGUCGAAAUUUUCGAACAAAAUGGACUUGAAGAGCAGUUGCUUCCAGAGGUCUUGUACUGAAAAAUCCUGGAGGAACAAAUUAUUUUAGGUUCUGUCCACUAUCGAGAAAGAGGGAAGGGCUAAAAGCGCCAAAAUGUUACCAAAGGUCGUGGAUCUUUUUGUGAAGAAAGCUUCGGGCUCAAGUUUCGAAGAACGACGUGUGGCGGAUGUGCAUUUGAGGUUGGCAUGAGGUUCUAUGUAGAUGGAAGCUAGAUUUUUUGACGUUGAUGGUAAAAUUUUUUUUUUUUAAAAAACGAAAGUUUUUUCAGCAACUUUCUCGCCAAGUACGAGGAAGUCUCCAAUGGCGCGGACAGUUGCAUCCGAGUCGGUCUGUGGAGAAGCGGGACGACUUUGGCGGCUCGCCAGCAGGAUCGCGGAUCCAUCGCCGCGGUUCUGCUUCGUUACGUCAUCAAAGAAGGCCAUCGGUUGUGGAAAGACGCCGAUUUCGCGGAUCGGCUCCAGGUGCGGUCAUUUCAUUUUUCAACGAGGUCCAGCCUUGUGCAGCUUUUUAGAGCCAAUUCAAAAAUAAAGUGAAUAAAUUCUCAAUUUCUCUGUUUUUGCGACAAACCUCAAAAAUAUGUUCAGUAACCCUUUUUCAGGUAUAUAACCAGUUUUAUUAUUCUUUUUCUGAAAAACUAUUCAUUUGAUUUGGAUAAAAAAAAGUGGUUUCUAACUUGAGAAGUUUUAAAGAGCUUGUGCAAGUAGUGGGAGAUUUUUUUAUCGAAUAAUAUUUCUAGAUUUUGACCACUAUUUGCCAACUGGACUGGACGCCUUUGGAAGAGGGCGAAGCGGCCCGACUCUGCGCUCUUCUUUCGGCAUGGCAGCGGGACAUUUCCUCUCCUGCAUACCACGAAUCUUGUCUCCGGAUCGCCAAGCAGUAUUCGGAGAAGUACUUUAGAAAAAAUGAAUAUAUUGGGCAUAUCACACUUUUCAGAUUCCCUCGACCGUGCUCCAUCCUAUAUUUGGUCUCCGCUAUGUAUAUUCUGGCCGAAUGCCGCCAACUGGAGGUGAACAGCUUUUUCUUGAGUUUCUCCAAAAGUCCCGGAUUUUUAGUCCAAGUCAUUGCCUACCUCGAACCCAUUAAGCGCUGGUCUCAACUGCGGCGCGGCGAUUUCCCUCGAUGACCGCGUCAUGCUCUGGGGCGAUUUCAGCAAUCUUCAGCAGAAAACCGUCGACCCUUCCCGUUGGUCAUCAGCCUUCGACCUCUAUAGACUUGAACUUCAGAUCUUUCGCCUAAGAUCCGACGAAUCAAGCCGUCGACGUCUAGUGAGAGUACCAGCUCGAAUGCUUCUACGCCAACAAGUUCCAGCGUCAAUUUGCUUCCUGAAUCGGUGAUCAGAUAUUCAAUCUGAAAUAAACGCGUUCGUUCUCAGGCUUUACCGAGAGAGUUGAAAUGCUCUGGAGGUAGGCCUCGAGCUGUUUCUUGCGGCGCCGAACACGUCCUUGUCCUGACCAUGUCUGGCCAGCUAUAUGCCUGGGGUGGAAAUCGCUUCGGUCAGUGCGGCGUUGGUCACUGUUUCCGUCUUUCUGACCUUCAGGUUUGAUUCUUCUCCUCAUUUUUUGAAGAUAGACCGCUUUGGCUUUGAAAAUAAGUUUUUCUUUUUCAAGUAUAGUUACUUUCCCAAAAACUUUAGAUUAAUGGAAAACUCUUCUCGAUUCCUGUGUGAAAAACACACUUUUGCAGCUGAUCGACAGCAACAAGAAGUGGGGGAAGGUGGUGAGCAUGAGCGCCGGCCAAUUUCAUUCGGCGUUCAUUUGCGACAGCGGGUCUUUGUGGAUGUGGGGCUGGGGUCUCUAUGGACAGCUUGGAAUGGGCGGCCGAUCAACUUGCGACUCCUCAGCACCUGUCAGAAUCGACUUCUUCGACUCGUCCGUUUCUUCGGUCCAAACGUUUUGGUAAUCCUAGAUUUCCAGAAAAGUAGUCAGCGUGGCGUGUGGUCGAGUCCACACGGUGGCUCUGACGGAGGACGGGGAAGUUUUUGUUUGUGGCGGCGGAAGUUAUGGACAGAUGGGCGUCGACACCGACAUCCGCAAGACGUACAGCUUCCAGAAGCUUUGCAUUGAUGGUGAUUCCAAGGUAAAUACAAUAAAAGAUUUUUUGUUCAUAUAGUAUUGACAUCGUUUCCUUUACCGGCUUGAUUUGUGACGUGUCUUUUGAAAAGUUCUGCAAAAAGAACGUGGGGGAUGUCACUUGAGAUAUGCCUUUCUUGGUUGUAAUUUUUCGCCUCCUUAGCAUGAAAAGUUUAGGUUACUCAAAUCGCGACGAACUACUAUCAUUCCCUCUGUGUGACGGAGGACGGCAAAAUUUUUGAAUGGGGUCGAAAUCCACAAGAGCUGAAAAUGCGAAUGUUUGUGAUGAGGCGGCUGAAAAAUGCUCAACAGAAGGCUCUGAACGACGAGAACGAAAAGGAAGACGCUUUUUCUUCGCCUUCCGUUAGUUUCUUGUCGUUUUUUCGAAAAUGUUUCUUUUUCUUCAGAGACAGCCUUUGGACUUGCCGAUGACUGUUCCCAGGAAUGAUUUGGGCCUGCGAGAGAUCAAACACUUCCUUGAUGGGAAGGUUCGUGAAAGAUAACCGGAGUGUAUAACAUCUGCAGAAAUAAAACUGAAAGUAGAGGGGAGAUUGGUAUGAAUUCAGAUCACUCAACUUUCUGCCGGUCUUUCUCACUCGGCUCUCUUGACAGACAAAGGAAGUGUGUACACUUGGGGCAAGGCUUUGGAGCACCAGCUCGGCCACGGGAGCAAAAUGGAACGGCGAGAGCCUCAUCAGCUUUUCGAACCGAAAAAUACCCGCUGGAGCCUUGUUAGAUGUGGUCAGAGUGUUCUCGCAGUUGAGAGAAAGAAACAGCGUUCUCAGGUAACAAUCACACGUUUGCUGCCACCGCCGACGGACAACUCUACUCCUGGGGCCGGAACGACUUUGCACAGUGUGCUGUCGUUACUGAAAAACCGGCUGGUUUCAGUCCGCGACGGAUUCUUCUUCAAGCCAAGGUUCCUAGUUCGCUUUGAAAAAAAUAGGAUUGACUGAUUGAUGAUCAAAUCUCUUUUGAUAAUGAACAUUGGCUCAGUCAUAUUUCUAUGAAAACUUUCGUGUUCGCUCUCUGAUUUGAAAGGCAUGAAAAAGUAUAAAAAGAUGAAACUUGAAAAAAUAUGUCCUAAAGCGUAGUGCUGUAGUUUUACUCAGAACGCCAGAGAUUUCUGAAAAUUCUUCAAAAAUGUCUAAUUGAUGUCAAUUAAAGAAAAUUAUAAACGCGAAAAACCAACUUUGAAGAAUAUGUUUGUCUGUUAGUAAAUCAAAAACUGUGCUCGUCAGUUUUUUUCUUCAUCUGACUACACAUUUCUUUUAACAGACUGCGAUUUUUCAAAAAAAUCAGCAUUUAUUCAGCUUUUGAACAACUUUUUGAUCUUGAUCCUCAUGAAAAGACAAGUUUUUUUCAAAACAUAUUGACAAAUCUGAGAAAGAGGAAAGUUUGAAUGUUCGAAUAAAAUAUUUGGCGGAUUGAAGGACGGCGCUAACCGAAGAACGAUUCCUCUGCCUGACGACACAUCUUUCGUGACUUCUCCAACCCUCGUUCCGAACAUCUUGAUCCGCGGCACUCAGUCAGGCGACCUCCGCACGUCGAUUCUAGACGAGGACGAGCUCCUUCGCAAAAUUCGCGCCUGCGACGUUCACACCGCACAGGUUUAUCAAAAAUCAGAACUACUGUUUCAUAUUCGGUUUUGAGGCUGUGUCACGUCAUCUGUACGCGUUGAGCAAUGGAGAGUCCCUGAAAGGUUUUGAAGCUAGUCAAAUGAGCGAAAACGAGGUCUACGACGAGUCGAAAAACGGACCUCUUUGCACAGCGACUGCGUUUGUUCACCUGAUGGCUGGCGACGUCUUGCGCGCUAUUCGCGUCAUAUCUUGGUUGAAGAAGGACGAGAACGCUGUUCGUUUUUUUUUUCUCAUCUCGGAGAAGCUUUUUUCUCGGAAAAGGUUUCUAACGAUCCGUGUAACUCAUUUUCAGUUCUCAAUGUAAAAUAUGAGUUGAAUGAAGGGAAACUACUCCGAAGUUAGAACUUGGAGCGAAUAUUUUGAAUAAAAGUUUGAAGAGUAAGUAAGCGAUAGCUCAUUCAAAGGUAGUUUUAUUUAAAAAGUAGAUCAAAAUUCAAAUCUUUCAUGGUUUUUACUUGAAAUUUGAAGAAUUCUUACCUUAAAGUGUGUUAAAAUGGGUAAAUUUGAAGAAUUCUUACCUUGAAGUGGGUUUGAAGGACAAAGAGUCGCUUCGCGCUCUGAGCUCUUUGGUUUGGGAAGUCGUCGCCAACCACGAAGACGUGCAAACGCGUCGAGUUCUGGCGGCAGCUUUUCGCGAGGUUCCGAUGGCUGAAUCGAUGCGACGCGGACGUCAGAUCGCCCAACUGUGGCCUUUGGUGAGAACAACAGCUUCUUCUGAAUGCAAGCAGCUGAGUUUGAAGGUCUGGGAUGACGAGGACGCACAGGCGACGUUGAACGUCGAUGAGAAAAUCGCCAUGCUUGACGCCUUCACCGCUCCUGCCAAGCCGGUCAACUGCGUCUCGGUAAGAUUUCUAGAAACUGGCCAGAGCUUCUAAAAAUUUUUUUUCUUAUUUUUCUAUAAAAGGAAGAAAAUUCAUAGAAUGAAACCAAGAUUUGAAAGAGUUUUUCUGUAAUGAACAGCGAAACAAAUAUAGUUGCCAAAAACGUGUCUUUUUAUGGAAGUUAAUCUUCAACCGGAUCGUUUGAAAUUCUUACUUUCUCAAAAAAGAAAAAGUUUUACAUUGGUUUUCCUUUAGUUCAAGUCAAUUUUUGGUUAUGGUUGCGUGUACAGAAGUAAAACGAAAUGAAAUAAAAUACAUUUUCACAAAUAUAGUCACAAAUAUAUAAAUUGUUACUAAUAUAGUUUUUCCUAGGAGAACCUGACUGCAUAGUCUGAUUUUGGAUCUUAAAGCCACGAUAUCUGAAUAAGAGAAAUGAAAUCUUAUGGAAGAACUCUUGAACAGAACAAUUCUCAGGGAAGAAAUUGAAAAAAAGAACACACCUAUGCUUUUUUCGGAUACAUUUAAAGAUUGCUGUUCAGUUGCCGUCGUCAGCCCUGAAUGUCUCGUCGAAGAUCCGCGUUUUCUCGCAAUGCGCCCAUGCCGAACCGGCGAUGGUCGGCACGCCCUCCGAGUGUUCUGCCUGCCUCGAUGAGUGGACUGAGAAGGUCCGUGCCACCUUCAGCACAUAG